CAGCAGCCGAGUGUCUUCGGGUAGCUAAUCAAACAUCGGUCCAAAGCCUCAGAACAAAUCUCGGGUUUAGGGUUCUCCUUUCUAAAAAUGAAUGUUAGUCGUUGAGUUCAACGACCGGUGCUCAGCAGAAGUGCCGUGAGACGCGGAUGUUUCCGUCAAACUUAAUGGUUCGUUAGCGGCCGCGUUUCCCGUUUUUUGGCCGAGCUAGCUUAGCAGCUAACAGAAGAUAGCCUGUUAGCAUCGGCUGAUGGCGGAGCUGCGGAGCCGCUGGUGAAGAAAAGCCCCGCCUCUGCAUGGCGAUGACAGACUGACAGCGGCGGCAGCGAGCAGCCAAUCAGCUGAGGCCCCUCCUCCCCCUCCCGUAGCAACAUGGCGUCCCGUCCGAGGAACUCGGUCCGAAUCCUGUCGAGCCGGGAGCGUGGAUCUCAGACCUUCGGCUCUCAGAGGCUCCUGCAGCUGCUGGUGGAGGAGAAGGUCCGAUGGAUGAAGUGGCAGAGCCAGAAAGUGGAGCUGCCGGACAGCCCUCGCUCUACCUUCCUGCUGGCCUUUAGCCCCGACAGGACCCUGAUGGCCUCCACACACGUCAACCACAACAUUUACAUAACGGAGGUGAAGACUGGAAAGUGCCUACAUUCCUUAGUGGGCCACCGUAGAACCCCCUGGUGCGUGACCUUUCACCCCACCAUUCCUGGCCUGGUGGCUUCCGGGUGCCUUGAUGGCGAAGUCCGGAUCUGGGACCUGCAUGGCGGCAGUGAGAGUUGGUUUACAGAAAGCAACGUGGCCAUCGCCUCGCUGGCCUUCCACCCCACUGCCCAGCUCCUCCUCAUCGCCACCAACAACGAGCUGCACUUCUGGGACUGGAGCCGACCAGAACCCUUCGCUGUGGUGAAGACGGGCAGUGACACAGAGAGAGUGAGGUUGGUGAGGUUUGACCCUCUGGGUCACAACCUGCUCACAGCGAUAGUGAAUCCAUCCAACCAGCAGAGCGAGGAGGACUCAGAGGUUCCGAUGGACAGCGUGGAGAUGCCUCACUUCCGUCAGCGCUCCUUCCUGCCCUCCCAGCCGGUCCGUCGGACUCCCAUCCUUCAUAACUUCCUGCACAUCUUGUCGUCUCGCGCCCCGGGGGCUCAGGGGGGGGCGGAGCCUCAGCGGCCCCUCGGGGAGAGUGGAGGCAGCAUUGGGGAAUCUCCCAGCAUGCCUCUGGCCCAGUAUCCGGGUCCUGAGCGCGGACCCCCGUUCCCUGGUUGCACCCAGCACCUGGGCAUGAUGUGCCUGUGCAGCCGCUGCUCCGUUGCUCGGAGCCCCUCCCUGGCUGCUUCCUCGGGGGUCCAGCCCGACCCCCCCUCAGCCUCCACGGCCUCCACCUUCUCCUCGGCGCGUACGGAGCCCAGGCAGCCAUCGGAGCGCCCCUCGGCCUUCACCUCUGUCUACUACAGCGCUGGCUCUUCUCUCAACCCCAUCCUCCCCAGCAGCAUGGAGCCACACGCCCCCCCCAGAUCUGGACCGGACUGGAUCCGCAGCGUGCUGAGCAUUAGGGAGGGUGGGGUCGGUCCAGCCGUGCUGCCCCCCAGGACCUCCGCCUCUUCCUCCGUCAGCCUCCUGUCGGUGCUCCGUCAGCAGGACGGCUCGUCUCACUCCCCUGUUUACACCUCUGCCACCGAGGGGCGGGGCUUCCCCCACCAGGGGGAGGCAGGGGCCCGAGACGCCGCCGGCACGAGCAGCGGCCACCACCCGUUCUGGGAUUCCCGCGGCACCUCGGUCUCCUUCAGGAACGUCCUGCAGUGCAACCUGAGCCGCUACUUCCUGGAGAUCGACCGCAUCGACAUCGACCCAACGCUGGGGGGCGCCGUGGGGGAGGGGGGGCAGGAGCCCAGUCAGGAGCUGCUGAACAACAACAUGGACCCUGAUAGACCUGGGCCAUCCUCCUCUUCCUCCUCCACCUCCUCCCCAACCAUCAUCCACUACCAGCCUCCUCCUCCUCCUCCUCCUCCGCCCCCCGCCCCCCACAGCCUGGAGAACAACGUGCCCUCCCAAGCCUCCCGGGGCCACCUGAACCGGUGCCGGGCCUGCCACAACCUGCUGACCUUCAACCACGACUCGCAGCGCUGGGAGCGCACCAACCAGACCUCCUCCACCUCUGCCUCCGCUCCUGAACCCUCCUCCUCCUCCUCCUCCUCUGCCGCCUUCCCUCCAUCUGUGCCUCCCUGGCAGCCCGAGGACAUCAGGAGGACUUUAGAGAGUCAGACCCAGGACAGGAGGCUGACUCCAGAGUCCAGCGAGCAGCCGCCUCCCCCUCCAGUGGGAGGAGCAGGAACUGUGGCCUUCCCCAUAGCCCCGUCCCCCAGCCAGGCCAGCGAGCAGGCGGUGGGCCUGGUCUACAACCAGGACACGGCGCAGUGGGAGAGGGUGUACCGGCACACCGCCGCUGGAAGAACCGCUGAUCCACCGGAGGCCUUAAGCCAAGAAAUGCCUGUUGACCCCCCAGAUGAGGACUCCCUGAGGAGGCGGCUGCUGGAAUCCUCUCUGUUGUCGUUGUCUCGAUACGACAUGUCGGGAUCCAGAGACCACCCCAUUUACCCCGACCCGGCCAGACUUUCUCCAGCUGCGUACUAUGCUCAGAGGAUGAUCCAGUAUCUGUCCAGGCGAGACAGCAUCCGCCAGCGCUCCCUGCGGUACCAGCAGAACCGCCUGCGGGCCAUGUCCACCUCCUCGGACAGCCCCACCAGCAACCCGUCCAGCUCCAUGGACAGCAGCGACGUGGACUUCGAGGAGCUGGAUGAUAAUGGAGACAGAUCAAGACACCGGACACCACGAAAUGCCAGGAUGUCUGCCCCCUCUCUGGGUCGAUUCGUCCCCCGGCGUUUCCUCCUGCCCGAGUAUCUGCCUUACGCUGGGAUCUUCCAUGAGCGAGGGCAGCCCGGUCUGGCCACACACUCCUCUGUCAACAGAGUGCUCGCUGGCGCGUCCAUCGGGGACGGUCAGUCUGCGGUGGCCAGCAACAUCGCCAACACCACGUACCGCCUGCAGUGGUGGGACUUCACCAAGUUUGACCUGCCUGAGAUCAGCAAUGCUUCAGUCAACGUUCUGGUGCCAAACUGUAAAAUCUACAACGACGCCAGCUGUGACAUCUCUGCCGACGGUCAGCUGCUGGCGGUUUUCAUUCCCAGCAGUCAGCGGGGUUUCCCUGAUGAGGGCAUCCUGGCCAUCUACUCUCUGGCUCCACACAACCUGGGAGAGAUGCUCUACACCAAGAGAUUCGGUCCAAACGCCAUCUCUGUCAGCCUGUCACCGGUGGGCUGUUACGUGAUGGUGGGUCUGGCCUCCCGCAGAAUCCUGCUGCAUCCCACCACCGACCACAUGGUGGCGCAGGUCUUCCGCCUGCAGCAGCCGCACGGAGGAGAGACGUCCAUGAGGAUGGUCUUCAGCGUGGUCUACCCCAUGGCUCCGGACCAGAGGCGUCACGUCAGCAUCAACUCUGCUCGCUGGCUGCCGGACCCGGCCAUGGGCCUGGCCUACGGAACCAACAAGGGAGACCUGGUCAUCUGCCGGCCCGUGUUCUAUAGGAGUGAUGGUGAGAGUCCAGCGGAGCCGAGCAGCGAGCCGUUAUUCUCAGUCAACAACAGUGGGACCAGCAGGACUCGAGGUUCUGACAGACCGGGACCAAACCGCUCCGGCUGGAGGCUGGACCGAGACAUGGGACUGAUGAACGCCAUCGGUCUUCAGCCCAGAAACCCCGCCCCUUCUGUGACAUCACAGGGAACCCAGACACCGAUCGUCCAGCUGCAGAAUGCAGAGACGCAGACAGAGAGGGACCUAUCAGAGCCCAGCGUCUCCCAGCCGCCUCGCAACGUGACUCCUGAAACUCCGUCUACGAGUCGAGCAGCUCAGGCUCCACCGGAGACACCGGAGACUUCUGAGAGCAGCGGGGUCCAGGACGGUGAUCCGCCCGAAGCUUCUGCAGAUUCCGACCCGUCAGCAGCUGCUUCUGGUCCAGUGGAGUCCGCAGAGUUCGGUUCUGGUGAGGACGCUCUGGCUCGUAUCCGGCGUCUGAUCGCGGAGGGCGGGAUGACGGCGGUGGUCCAGCGGGAGCAGAGCACCACCAUGGCGUCCAUGGGCGGCUUCGGGAACAACAUCAUCGUCAGUCACCGGAUCCACCGGGGCUCCCAGACGGGCCCGGGGGCCUCCAGGCCCCCCCCGGCCGACCCCUCCUCACAGCCACUCCUCCUGGCCCCGCCCAUCUGGGGCCCUCCUCCUCCGGCUCUCUCGGUGGACGUGGACGACGUGUUCGAUGGAGGACGGACCGAUGAUGACUCCCUGCCCGGUCCUUCAUCCUCCUCCUCCUCCACCUCCUCC
Austrofundulus limnaeus is the source of this 4353-nucleotide messenger RNA. It is a transcript of the gene ambra1b, whose product is annotated as autophagy/beclin-1 regulator 1b. The record is from RefSeq and is a predicted model, not a curated record. Gene Ontology annotation, molecular function: protein binding; ubiquitin-like ligase-substrate adaptor activity. Gene Ontology annotation, cellular component: Cul4-RING E3 ubiquitin ligase complex; intracellular membrane-bounded organelle. NCBI's taxonomy places the organism in Eukaryota, Metazoa, Chordata, Actinopteri, Cyprinodontiformes, Rivulidae. Gene Ontology annotation, biological process: mitophagy; autophagosome assembly.